GUCGUUCACGUCCGUAGCUAGUUGUUGCUCGUCUGAGGUCUGAACGAUGAUUGACAAUAAUGGCGACGCGUUUAUUCUGAGUUGACUCCAGGGAACCAUCUCUGGCUGACAAAGGGAUCGUCUUGGAUGGAUUUUCAGCACCACUGACAACAACAAUAAGGAUAAGCAACCACCAAAAGGACUAGCUUUCAUUUUUCUCAACGUAAAAGAUUUGCUAACCAGGAGAGGUUAUCUUGUUAGCAUUGCCAUAGCUAGCAACUCGGUUCGCUAGCUUGCUAAGUUGAAGAGGUGGCAGUCUUGUUUCUGGAGUGGAGGAGAGGAACAGCCAGCUUUCUGAGUGCUGAGAUUUGGCCAAGCUAGCUAUGUGGCUACUUAAUAUGCUUUUAUGGUAAUUUGCUUCUUAUUCUCAGAGGAAACACUGCAGUUGACGUUAGCUUGUAGGAAUAGUUUGUCUAAGAGGGUCCAACAGCCUCCUUCUGUAGCUAACUUAGCUACUUCGCUAGCAGGCAAGCUUUGUGGAUUGUUCCAGUCUUUUUCCUGUAAGGACUUGCUUGCACUUGCAUUUGGAAACUGUCCACCGAUAGCUCGCUAGCAGUGCCCGUUAGCUUGCUAACUUGUAAGAAUUUCUGUGGCAUUGCGAGAUCGUUUCGUAAAUGACCACCGGCAGGAAUAACCGAGCGAUGAUGGAAGGAGUUGGAGCCAGAGUGGUACGCGGACCUGACUGGAAGUGGGGGAAGCAGGAUGGUGGAGAGGGACAUGUUGGCACCGUCAGGAGUUUUGAAAGUCCAGAGGAGGUGGUGGUUGUCUGGGAUAAUGGGACGGCUGCUAACUACCGUUGUUCUGGAGCCUACGACGUGAGGAUAUUAGACAGUGCUCCAACAGGCAUCAAGCAUGAUGGAACCAUGUGUGACACUUGCCGUCAACAGCCCAUCAUUGGUAUUCGCUGGAAAUGUGCUGAGUGCACCAAUUACGACCUCUGCACAACCUGUUACCAUGGAGACAAGCAUCACCUGAGACAUCGGUUCUACAGGAUCACCACCCCGGGCAGUGAGAGAGUACUUUUGGAGUCACGUCGCAAGUCAAAGAAAAUCACAGCCAGAGGGAUCUUUACUGGUGGCCGGGUCGUGAGAGGAGUGGACUGGCAGUGGGAAGACCAAGAUGGAGGCAACGGAAGGAGAGGAAAGGUGACAGAGAUCCAGGACUGGAGUGCAGCCAGCCCUCACAGCGCCGCCUACGUACUGUGGGACAACGGGGCCAAGAACCUGUACAGAGUUGGCUUUGAGGGAAUGUCGGAUCUGAAAUGUGUCCAGGAUGCCAAAGGAGGCUCUUUUUACAGAGACCACUGUCCCGUUUUAGGUGAGCAGAAUGGCAACAGAAAUCCUGGCGGACUUCAGAUUGGAGACCUUGUCAACAUCGACUUAGACCUAGAGAUUGUUCAGUCCCUCCAACAUGGCCACGGUGGGUGGACCGAUGGCAUGUUUGAGACGCUCACCACCACCGGCACAGUAUGUGGCAUCGAUGAAGAUCAUGAUAUUGUCGUUCAGUACCCCAGUGGGAACAGAUGGACAUUCAACCCAGCAGUGCUGACAAAGGCCAAUGUAGUGCGCAGUGGUGAAGUAGCAGCUGGGGCAGAGGGAGGCAGUUCCCAGUUCCUAGUGGGAGACCUGGUCCAGAUUUGCUAUGACAUUGACCGUAUCAAGCUGCUACAGAGAGGCCAUGGAGAGUGGGCUGAGGCGAUGCUGCCUACCCUAGGCAAGGUGGGCCGUGUGCAGCAGAUCUACUCUGACAGUGACCUGAAGGUUGAGGUGUGUGGAACUUCUUGGACGUACAAUCCUGCAGCUGUCACCAAGAUUGCCCCCUCUGGCUCUGCUGUCAGUAACGCCUCUGGAGAGCGCCUGUCUCAGUUGCUGAAGAAACUAUUUGAGACACAAGAGUCUGGAGACAUCAAUGAGGAACUGGUCAAGGCAGCAGCCAAUGGAGACCUGGCUAAGGUGGAGGACAUCCUUAAGAGACCUGACGUGGAUGUGAACGGGCAGUGUGCUGGACACACUGCUAUGCAGGCAGCCAGUCAGAAUGGUCACGUGGAUGUCCUAAAGCUGCUGCUUAAACACAGUGUGGACCUGGAAGCUGAGGACAAAGAUGGAGACCGGGCAGUGCACCACGCAGCCUUUGGCGAUGAGGGCUCUGUCAUUGAGGUACUGCAGAGGGGCGGUGCUGAUUUGAACGCCAGGAACAAGCGAAGGCAAACUCCCUUACACAUAGCUGUCAACAAGGGCCACCUGCAGGUGGUCAAAACCCUGCUGGACUUUGGCUGCCACCCCAGCCUCCAGGAUUCAGAGGGAGACACUCCCCUGCAUGAUGCCAUAAGCAAGAAGAGAGAUGACAUGCUAUCAGUGCUGCUGGAGGCUGGUGCUGAUGUUACCAUCACCAACAAUAACGGGUUCAAUGCUUUGCAUCACGCUGCCCUGCGAGGAAACCCCAGUGCCAUGCGUGUGCUGCUAUCCAAACUGCCAAGGCCUUGGAUCGUAGAUGAGAAGAAGGAUGACGGUUACACCGCACUGCACCUGGCUGCCCUCAACAACCAUGUGGAAGUGGCUGAGCUUUUGGUGCAUCAGGGCAGUGCCAGCUUAGACAUCCAGAACGUCAACCAGCAGACGGCAUUACAUCUGGCAGUGGAGCGUCAACACACCCAGAUAGUCCGGUUGCUGGUGCGGGCAGAGGCCAAGCUUGAUGUGCAGGACAAGGACGGGGACACGCCACUUCACGAGGCACUGCGUCACCACACACUGUCCCAGUUGCGACAGCUCCAAGACAUGCAGGACGUCAGCAAAGUGGAGCCAUGGGAACCCUCCAAGAACACAUUAAUCAUGGGCUUGGGCACUCAGGGGGCAGAAAAGAAGAGUGCAGCAUCCAUUGCCUGCUUCCUUGCAGCUAACGGAGCGGACCUGACCAUUCGUAACAAGAAGGGCCAGUCCCCUCUGGACCUGUGUCCGGACCCCAGCCUCUGCAAAGCUCUGGCCAAAUGCCACAAAGAGAAGAGCAGUGGCCAGGUCGGCACCCGCAGCCCGUCCCUGAACAGCAACAUUGAGUCGCUGGAGGAGUGUAUGGUGUGUUCAGACAUGAAGAGAGACACUCUGUUCGGGCCCUGUGGACACAUCGCCACCUGCUCACUCUGCUCGCCUCGUGUCAAGAAGUGUCUCAUCUGCAAGGAUCAGGUCCAGUCAAGAACCAAGAUUGAGGAGUGUGUAGUCUGCUCUGACAAAAAGGCAGCUGUGUUGUUCCAGCCCUGUGGUCACAUGUGCGCUUGUGAGAACUGUGCCAGCCUCAUGAAGAAGUGCGUACAGUGUCGGGCUGUGGUGGAACGCCGCACCCCUUUCGUUCUCUGCUGUGGAGGGAAAGGUAUGGAGGAUGAUGCCGAUGAUGAUGAUGAUGAUGAUGAUGAUGAUGAUGAUGAUGAUGACCUUACAGGGAGCUCUAACACUAUGGCAGGGGGAUCGCAGGAUCUUCUCCAGCCCAACAAUCUGGCACUAAGUUGGUCCAGCGGUAACAUCCCAGCUUUGCAGAGAGACAAAGACAACACCAACGUCAACGCUGAUGUUCAGAAGCUACAGCAACAGCUCCAGGACAUCAAGGAACAGACCAUGUGUCCGGUGUGUCUGGACCGGCUGAAGAACAUGAUCUUCAUGUGUGGCCACGGCACCUGCCAGCUGUGUGGGGACCGAAUGAGCGAGUGCCCCAUCUGCCGCAAGGCCAUCGAGCGCCGCAUCCUCCUCUACUAGACCCACCCCCCACACCCCCCAAAACACACACACAGACACUUUCUAUCUCUCUCUUCUCUUAAAGCCCACACCGACCACGCCCGCAAAGCCACAAUCACACCAGCUACUGCUGCUGCUGCUCGACCAUCCUCAUAGCACCCGAGUCAGCCAGCCAAGGGCGUUCUUAAAUGUCUUAUUGGACACAACAAAUGCUCUCUUAAUGGUUUGAUUGUGUUCAGGUGGAAUUCCUGUUAGAAAACAAGAACAAAACAUGAAUUGACUUUUAUCAGUUCUGUUCCGUCAUCAUAUGUGCUAACUGCAGCAAGAAAGAUGCUCACAUUACGGGUGUCGCCUUUUUCUCAUUUUUCUCUCACCACCACCCCCUUCUCAAUCUCCUUUCUGCAUCAUUUUCUCUGUUUUUACUUGGUAUGCGAUGUGUCUUUUCGCUGACCGAGUCUACAGUUGCUCCUUCAGACUAAUGGUCUUGGAUAUGAACUUCAGGAGAUCUCAUUUUCUGGAUGUCAUCUUUGAAACGGCUCUGCGUAUCACAGCAAAUGCAGAGGAGGCGAUGCAGAGGUCGGCCUGGUAACUUUUGAUGUAAAGUUCUCAUGCAUCUGUCGCAGCCAAUGCCAGCUGCUGUCAAGUUUUAUUGUAUUUGUAAAUCUUUAUGCACGUGUAUUGGUAUCGAAAGCUCCAGAUGUGGUUUUUAAGUACUUAAUUUUUCAUGACAGUAUGGCAAAUUUGUGAGACAUUACUGUUUGCACCACUUAAAGGUUCAGUGAGUGUUUCAGCUUCAUGUUUGUGUUCAGUUUGGCUGUUGUGACACUCUGUAUGCUGUCUGUCCUUGCAGUUGAAGACCAGAUGUUGGCAGUUUUGCACUAGAAAAGCAGAGUCAGGGUAAAAGCUUUUCUGCACCGACUUGGGAGGCCCACUCCAGCUCAGUAAUAAAACACAGAUCGAGUUGUAGUAACUGCCAGGUAGCACACCACACCCGUACUUUGUUUACCGAGCUGCACCAAUGCCGGUGUCGCAACACCCUUUUGGCUGUGAAUCCCAGAGCCGCCGUGUAGGGAUUCAAGAAUUCAUUCAGCUCCUGUCCAGUGAUCAGCCCUCGUUGUAACCUGUUUGUUGUACACACAAACCCACACGAUGCAAACAUUUCUGUAACAAGGGUAUCUUGUCACAACUCGAUGUUAAACUGUUGUGACUUGGUGGUGUUAUCUGACAAAAAAAAUGUCCAAUUUAGUAAGCAUUGCUAAUUUACCAUUGAUGACUGUGCCAUUUGCUUCCAAAAAUCUACUUGUAUGGGGAUAAGGUGCUCUUUAUCUUGUAUUACUUUUUUAUUUAAGUGUAUUUCCUUUUUCUCAAAUUGACAUUUAUUGAGCUAGAGAGUACAAUCUAUUAGAACACUAAAGAAGAAAAUGUAGAAUAAAUUAUUUUGUAUUGCUGCCCAGAAAAAUAGGAUUUAUAGGUAUCACUGCCUUCCUAAUAUGUAGCCUCAAAAUCUCUCAAACAUUCUGCUUUGAUAUUAAUGUUGAAAUACUUUUGUGAUGUUUUUGUUUGCUUUUUGUUGGCAAUAGCUUUCUAGCAAUCAUCAGUAGAAGAUUCUUUCUCUCAAAUAGGUUUCUGUAAGCCUAACUUUUUCAUUUAUGAAACAGAAAAAGAAACAUUUUGUUGUCAAAUGUGUCGAAGUAUCUUUUCACCAGUGUUUUAUUUGGGAGGAAAGCUAAUGUUUUUUAAGACAGAACUUGCCUUACCUCUUUUAAAAGGCAGUUUGACCAUGGAAGACUCAGCAAGGUGGUUAGUGUGCAUUGCUAUGUGGGAAUUUGCAACCACAUACAAGCUUUUCUUUCCUCCUUUUAGGACUGAAAGCAACUUUUGAGUACAGUUUUUAUUCCUUUCACUGAUCAUGAUAACACUUUAAGCUAGAAGCACUAAUACGCUUUAUGGUAGUGUUGUCUUGUUAUGGUUGUUAUGAAAAAGCCUAUUUUGUACUUUAUUUUCAAUACCUGUAAUUGUCCUGUUCAAACUGUAUCUGUAGUAUUUUCUUUGGCAUGAAUGUUUGACAUGCAGUACGACAUGUAUCAUGGAAACGUUCAGUCUGUAUUGCUAAUAAGUGCUUUUAAAACAACCAUAUAGCUGAAAUAAAGUUCUAAAUGAACCAUGGGA
Molecule: messenger RNA, 5927 nt
Organism: Micropterus dolomieu (smallmouth bass)
Lineage: Eukaryota; Metazoa; Chordata; Actinopteri; Centrarchiformes; Centrarchidae
Gene: mib1
Product: MIB E3 ubiquitin protein ligase 1
Exons: 22
Coding region: 654-3779 (1041 amino acids)
Biological process (GO): protein ubiquitination
Cellular component (GO): cytoplasm
Molecular function (GO): protein binding; ubiquitin-protein transferase activity; zinc ion binding
Source: RefSeq, a predicted model, not a curated record